GCAGAAAAAGAAUUAAAAGAUACCUGAAAGUUCACAUACUUACAGGACACCCAACACGAGGUUAGCCCAAACCACAUUCUGGAGGUUGUCCCAGUAAAGCUCUAUACUGAUGUCACCAAUAGUGCUGGGGAUGCCAUAGUGCCACCACAGUUUUGCCCUGAAUGGUGGCUGCUUCUACCACUUCCCUCAUCAGAAAUACGGCUUUUCUUGCUUGCUUCUUCACUUUGCCAUUUUUGAAGUCUUGAACUAACCAUUCAGUUGGUUAGUGAGCAUAGAUCCCAAUACCAGAUAAAGACAGCUGGAAAAGUGAGUUGGACUUGUUUGGGAAGGAAGGAUGUAUAAUGUGGCAAAAAAUUCAAAGACAAAAGAAUAUUCAAACAUACACAGAGAUUCCAGACGGCCACACGCAUAAGUGACCACUGUAUUCUUAGUGUUAUCCCUGCCCAAGAACGUGGAGAUGGGGAAGGAUGGAAUGCUUAGAUACUUAGACUAUAUUUAUGUCUGUACAGUCUAUAAAGUUUUGGGUAGUUAGAUCAUCCGAAUGAAAAUAUGUCCUUACCAAAAGCAACGGAAGAAGAGUUGUCAUGGAUUAUAUGUCAGUGAAGCCUCCAGGGACACCUGCAAGAACAAAAAGCUGUAUACCUGCACAGGUGGUGGCUGCCAUUGAUGUGAACACUGUCGCUAAUGAGGUAUACAAGUAUAAUUUUCCUCACACACAGUUACUGGCAAAGACAAUUGAAGGCAUUACACUGGAAGAGUUUGACAGCUUAUCUUUCAAUAUGAUUUUAAUGAGCCCUCCGUGUCAGCCAUUCACAAGAAUUGGCCUGCAGGGUGAUAUGAGUGAUCCAAGGACAAAUAGCUUCUUAUAUAUUCUAGAUGUUCUCCCAAGAUUACAGAAAUUACCAAAAUAUAUUCUUUUAGAAAAUGUGAAAGGUUUUGAAGUGUCUUCUACAAGAGAUCUGUUAAUAAGAACAAUAGAAAAUUGUGGCUUUCAGUACCAAGAAUUUCUAUUAUCACCAACCUCUCUUGGCAUUCCAAAUUCAAGGCUAAGGUAUUUCCUCAUUGCAAAACUUCAGUCAGAGCCCUUACCCUUUCAAACUCCUGGUCAGGUACUGGUGGAAUUUCCCAGAAUGGAAUCUGAGCAUCCACAAAAAUACAGAAUAGAUACAGAAAAUAAAGCUAAAGUAAAAAAAAUUGAACCAAACACUUGUUUUGAGAGCAGCACACACUGUUCUGGAAAAGACGCCAUUCUUUUUAAGCUUGAAACUGCAGAAGAAAUUGACCGAAAAUACCAGCAGGAUAGUGAUCUCUCUGUGCAAAUGCUAGAAAAUUUUCUUGAAGAUGACAUUGACAUGAAUCAGUACUUUUUACCACCAAAGUCAUUGCUGCGAUAUGCUCUUUUAUUGGAUAUUGUUAAGCCCACUUGCAGAAGGUCCACAUGCUUUACCAAAGGUUAUGGAAGCUACGUAGAAGGGACAGGAUCUGUGCUACAGACUGCAGAGGACGUACAGAUUGAGAAUAUCUACAAAUCUCUUACCAAUUUGCCACAAGAAGAAAAGAUAACAAACUUGGAGCUGCUUAAACUGCGAUAUUUUACUCCUAAAGAAAUAGCAAAUCUCCUUGGAUUUCCUCCAGAGUUUGGAUUUCCUGAGAGGAUAACAAGGAAGCAGCGUUACCGUCUACUUGGAAAUAGUCUCAAUGUGCAUAUAGUAGCUAAAUUAAUCAAAGUCCUAUGUGGACAGUUCUGAAGUAACUGAAAGAUGGAUAUAGUAUUCUUUCAUUUCCAGACAGUAGUGCUGAAAUUGUAUUUUGAGCUAAUUCUGAUGAAAUUCAAUUAAUUUUUCAAUCUUUCCUUAGUAAGAAAUUUGGAACUUAUCACUAAAAUGUCAAAAAAUGUUUUAAAGUUAUACUGCUAUAUUUUGUAAAAUACAGAUUAUAGGUUUGCUUUG
Molecule: messenger RNA, 1949 nt
Organism: Castor canadensis (American beaver)
Lineage: Eukaryota; Metazoa; Chordata; Mammalia; Rodentia; Castoridae
Gene: Trdmt1
Product: tRNA aspartic acid methyltransferase 1
Cellular component (GO): nucleus
Molecular function (GO): methyltransferase activity
Source: RefSeq, a predicted model, not a curated record